Glycine soja is the source of this 1242-nucleotide messenger RNA. RefSeq lists its product as uncharacterized. The record is from RefSeq and is a predicted model, not a curated record. NCBI's taxonomy places the organism in Eukaryota, Viridiplantae, Streptophyta, Magnoliopsida, Fabales, Fabaceae. The transcript has 2 exons. Bases 125 to 877 code for a protein of 250 amino acids.
CAAAAAGGCAUUUAUAUAUAGACGUUUUUUCCUAUAUAACAGUAGUGGUGUUUCUGAGUUUGUGUAUAUUCACACACACCUGUCCUUAAUUUCAUCACAAUCAAAAGUUACAAGAGAUAUAGAAAUGAGUACUAAGAAGGGUUGUCCAAGCCAUGCAGAAGCAAUGCAAUUGAAGCAACCAGGGGCACCAUUCAAAUGCAGUGGAUGUAAACAAAUGGGGUUCGGACCCAGUUACCACUGUGAAAGCAGCAACUGCAGUUACGUCCUCCAUGAAGAGUGUGCAAACGCUGUUUCCAUAGCCUUCCAUCCCUUUUUCUCGAAGAGCAAUUUCGAGUUUCAUGAGAAAGCACCUGGGAAACGCACAAGGUACUGUGAUGGCUGUGGAAAAGAUGUGUUAGGGUUUGUGUACCACUGCUCCACCACAGGAUAUGAUCUUCAUCCAUGCUGCUUGAAGCUGAAACACAACAUUUCCGACCAAGAGGGGCGCGUGACGCUUGAACUGUGCCAGAAGGUUCCAUCCAAGUGCGUGAAGUGUAAGCAUAGGAAUGUUGUGGAGAGAGUUAAAGGGUGGUCUUAUGUGUCUUCUGGGGGGGAUUGUUGUUACCAUGUGUCUUGUGUGAAGGAACUGAUUCUUGAGAAUUGGAAGAAGGGUUAUUUCUCUCAAGAAACCAAUAAUUCAAUUGGGAUGAGUAGUGACAGGGAGAACACUCAAGUUGCACUGAGAAGCAUGGAGAUUGUUCCAAGUGGAAGAAGGUCAAGGAGAAUCAACAAGUACACCAAGAUUGCUGUGUUGGUGUUCAAGCUAGUGGUUUCGGCUAUUUUUGGAAACCCUAUAUCUGCCAUUGCUGCUCUUGUGGAAGCCCUUGUUACUGAUUGAUCAGGAUACCCUACGAUUUUUUUUUGUUGGGACAUAACUUAAAUAUAACUACUUAUCUGUUAUUUUUAGUGUUAUUCUUCGAUUGAAAUUAGAAUUUCACCUCGAUAAUUUAAUUAUGCUGACAUUUAGUAUAAUUUUUUUAUUGAAAUGAAAAUCUAGUUUUGAUUGUUAAAUUAAACAUCACUAAAAGCAUACUAAAGUAGUUGUAUAUAGGUUUUCUCUUUGUUUAAUUGUUGUUGUUUGCUUUUUUAAUAGUCACUGAUGUUAAUUAGUGUUGCUUUUUGAUAUUAGAUUGGUGUCAUAUUGAAUAAAGCUUCUGUAAUAUGUUCAAUAAUGAUAUGUGUAGAACAAUAAUCGUACUGGUA